CAUCCCUUUUAAGAGAUGACCUGGCUUGGCGGGUGGGCCUGGCAGCCUCCACUCGCGCUGCUGGACCUGCCCAUCUCAGAGGGGCCUGCUGGCCAUCCCUGCAGAGGGAAGGGGCCUGGCUGUGGGACGGCACCCACAGGAACUGAUGAUCAGGGUCCCCACCUUCCUCUCUCACCCAACCUGGACGCCACGCCAGCCUCUGGGGAUUUCCGACCCCUGCAGCCAGAGCUUGCUCUGCUGCUUUGCUGUGGGAACAACGCCCUGUGAUUGGCAGGAUGUGGAGCAGCAUCCUGGACAUCAGGAGCACCCCAUCCCCCAGUCAUGACAACCCCAAAUGUCUCCAGACCCUGCCAGGUGUCCUGAGGGGGUGGGGGAUGGGGACCUGAUUCCCCCUGGAUGAAGAAAGGCUCUGGGGUGAGUGCGCCUCACCCUGCCCCCCUCAGGUUCUCCAGCAGGGACACCGGUGGGUGGGGGUCUGCACACCUGUUAUCUGAGUUCACGUCCGAGUCCUGGUUACGUUGGCGGAGCUGCUUCUCCUUCCCCGCCCCCUGGCAGGCUCACGCUAUGCCCAAGGCUCCAGCUCCCUCCACGUGAGUUCUUAACGCAGGGACGUUGGGUGCGAAUUCCAUCCCGUCUUCCCUUUGUUAGCCUUGUUAGCCGAGUACAACGCCAUGGACUCGCCCCAGGUCUUCAUGAGGCAGCUGCCCGUCACCCCAGGCUACAGCGGCUUCAUCCCCUACCUGAGCUGCGAGGGCACCUCCAGCGAGGACCACAUGUCCCGCUGCCUGCAGGCCUUCCGGGAGAAAACACAGCGCUACAAGGACCAGCAGAAGGAGUUCUGCCACGCGGUGGCCAUGGACCCCAAACUGAAGCCCAUCUGCCGGGAGGAAACGGUCCUGCGGGUGCUGCACCAGUACUACCAGGAGCACCACCCCUUGCUUCUGGAAUGCCGACACCUGAGGAAGCCUCUGGAGGAGCCCCCGAUCCCCGGCUGGGCGGGCUACCUGCCCAGAGCCAGGGUCACCGAGCUGGGCUGCGCCACCCGGUACUCGGUCAUGGCCAAGAACUGCCACCGGGACUUCAUGGACCUCCUGGAGCGGUCCGAGAGAGCGCACCUGAAGCCCUAUGAGGAAAUAUACGGAGGGAGGUCCACGCAGCCUCCUCCUGCUCCUUCUCCAAAAGUUUUGCAGCACGAAUGGCUGCCGAAAUACCCGGACUCUUCCGUACCAGACAGCAGCUGUCCUGGCCUUGGAAUGCCCCCGACCGAGCACCCCCGGCCUUCGGGGACGUGUGGCUGGGCUCAGAGACCAAAUCAGUGGUGCAACAGGAAGCUCUAUCUGGAGCCAUUGUCCUCAGCCAAGAGCCACCUCGGAGAGCCGCCCAGGGAGAGUGGACUCUAGGGGGCGCUCAGGAGCUCCCAGUCUCCCAUGAGAACCUGCCCCCUUCAUCCCCCAGCAGGACU
Molecule: messenger RNA, 1462 nt
Organism: Myotis myotis
Lineage: Eukaryota; Metazoa; Chordata; Mammalia; Chiroptera; Vespertilionidae
Gene: SPMIP5
Product: chromosome unknown C10orf82 homolog
Exons: 5
Coding region: 672-1400 (242 amino acids)
Source: RefSeq, a predicted model, not a curated record